AUGAUGCAAAUUCCUUUGGGAAUGCAGCUCAUGCAGAUUCCAACUCAAGGUGGCGGCACUGUUACUGUCCCUUAUUCUAUGAAUGCUAACGGUGAGAUUGCGUUCAGUGGAAUGCAACUCGGCCAUCAAGGAUUCAGUGGUGCUCAAGUGCGCCAAGGAUUCGAUGCAACUCAAGCUCAAACUCCGCAAGCUGUGAAAACUGGAUAUUUUGAUACGUCAAAUGUCUUACACGAUGCUAUCAAGGGAAAGGAUGAGAAUGGCAAUGAUGUAUAUCUUAUUCCAUGUCCUGCUGGUACGACAAAUGUCAAAGUUCAAGCCGACUGGCACUAUGCUAGUGAAAAUGAAGAUUUGCCUGAUCUUGCUACUGAAGCAGAUCGAGGUCUGCAGUUUAUCCAAAGCCGCAGAAAGGAAGGAGAUCCACUUGGGUUGUACGAUCAUGUCAUCAUGGACAGUGGUUGCACAAACACCACUAUUUGUAAUGGUGAGCUUAUGCAUGGACUCCGUUAUGCUGAGAAGGAGCUUGAUAUGCACACUAACAUGGGCAGCAGAGUUCUUGACAAAGAAGGGUUUCUAGGAAGAUUUCGCCUCCAGUUUGUCAUGAUGAAGAUGGAAUUGCCAAUGUACUUGCUAUGCGCGAGAUGA
Molecule: messenger RNA, 642 nt
Organism: Cylindrotheca closterium
Lineage: Eukaryota; Bacillariophyta; Bacillariophyceae; Bacillariales; Bacillariaceae
Source: the annotation of a GenBank genome assembly